CACAGACUUCAUUCAAAAGUGAGCAGCACAAGCGAGUAGACGAACUUUUCUAAAGAGCUCUACGCAAACAGUAAAAGAACAUAACGUAAACGUUGAGUUUAAAUAGCGACGUCUUCAAGAAACAAAAAAUAGAAAGAAAUCAAGAAAAUCAAAUAAAAAAUAAAAUAAAAAGUCGUAAAGAAUAUGUUAGAAACGCAGCAAGGAUAACAUGAAUAUAUGUAUUUCUAUAAAGAAAAUCGAAAACAAAAUUUAUAUGAAUUAUAAGAAGUUUGCAAGCAUUAUUAGAAAGUAAAAAUAAAAUUGAUUUGGAAAGUGUAUAAACAAACAAUUGAUAAGUGCGCUUGAACUUUACAACAGCAAGCUAAAGCGUUUAGUAUUUUUUUUACAAGAAAAUAUUUAUUUAAUAUAAAAAAACUUAGCACAAAAAAAGAUUUGUUUGUAAGCAUUGCUUGUACAAGAGAAAUUUACGCAAUUAACACUUCAGUGCCUUUGAGAGAAGAAAUUAAAAAUUUAGAAGGAAAAAUGAAAGAUUUUGGCAAUAUAUUCUCUCGCCGUUAUAGCGCGGUUAAUGCACAAGAUGCAGAACAGCAACAACAACAAUUAACAGCGAAUAUGCAAACGUCCAUGACAGCCUUGGCGACGACGACAGGACCUUACGCAACAGUGUGUACGAGUAGCUCGUCGUCGCGCAACGCUGAAAAGCAACAGAAUAAAAGUUUGAAAGCCAAUCGUAAAAUGAAUCCUGCCGGUGUUCUUAGCUCGUUCUUUAACGAACGGAAAAGCAAUAAGAGAGCGCGAUCGCCAAAAUGCGCCUUUUUACUACUCGCCCUUGGCGUAUUAGCCAUCACAACGGCUGUGCUAGUGAAAAUCUUUCAACCAUAUGAUUUGAUCUUCAAAUGGAAAUUACAAAUGUCGGAAGAUGGCGAAAUCUUUAAUUUGUGGGCCAAACCACCGGUAGAUCUGUACAUAAAGAUCUAUCUGUUUAAUAUAACGAAUGCGGAGGCGUUUCUGGCGGGACGUGAGAAAAUGAAUGUGGAACAAGUUGGCCCAUAUGUUUACAAAGAAAUCAUGACCCACGAAAAUAUCACAUUCAAUGCCAAUAACACAAUGUCAACAACACCCAGUCAUCCCUUGGUGUGGCAGGAACAUAUGUCUGAGGGAAAUAAAGAAGACGAUCAGGUUGUGAUGCUGAAUAUAGCAAUGUUGGCCAUUUCUCAUUUAACUGCCGACAAGCCAUUAUUCCUACGCAUGGGCUUGCGUACAUUAUUCGCCACAUCGAAAUCACAGCCGCUGGUACGCAUGACUGCCAAGGAAUUUAUGUUCGGCUAUUCCUCAUCGCUGACCACCUUGGGAAAUACGUUCUUUUCGAAGUGGAUAUCUUUCGAGAAAGUGGGACUAAUUGAUCGGAUGUACGACUUUAGCACCGACUAUGAAACAUUCUACACUGGCGCAACAAAUGCCGGCAUUUCGGGUCUCUAUGCCACAUAUCGUGGCAGUACCAAUUUGCCACAAUGGGAUGGUGAACACUGCAGUAAUAUUGAACUCGCUUCGGAUGGCACCAAAUUCAAGAGUUUCAUACAACCCAACGAAACUAUUAAGUUCUUUAGGAAAAGCAUGUGCAGGCCUAUUAAUUUGUAUCGCACUGGUGAACCACAAACUCACGGCAGUCUCACCGGCUAUAAAUAUGUUUUUGAAGAGAACGCUUUCGACAAUGGCGCCACCAAUGAGGCAAACAAGUGCUUUUGUAGAAAGGGCAAAUGUCAACCACGUGGUCUCAUCGAUGUUACCGACUGUUAUUACGGCUUCCCGAUUUCUCUAAGUUAUCCACACUUCAUGCACGGCGAUACUGGGCUUUUGGAUAAUAUUACCGGCAUGCAGCCGGAUGAGCAAAAAUUCGCCUCUGCAUUUGUUAUACAACCGCAAUCCGGCCUGCCGCUCUCCAUUUCCGCCAAAGUACAAAUCAAUAUGCAUUUCGAUGAUUUGAGCACCUUCAGACAAGUCAGCCGUUUCAGUCACUUAACAGUGCCCAUGCUGUGGUUUGAUAUUAUGAUGCCCGAAUUGCCCGAAUCACUCGACUCUCGCUUCAAUUUUUAUCUCAACAUCUUGCCCUACCUCGACAUACUCGGCUACUGGGGCAGUCUGGCGCUUGGUGUUGCUCUCCUAGUUUACGCCGUUACACGCGCCACACUGCGUAUGUCAAAUAUAGCACAAAUGAAUCAAAUAUCCGAUGGUAAAUACAAUAAAGUGAACAUUUUGCGUGGCGUCAGCAACGUGCAUGAUGUCUACAAGCCAUGCGAAAUGAAGUUACUGCAUCAAAAUGAGAAGAGUCCACAAAUGCAUGAGAGUAACAUUAUUACGCGUCACGAUGAUAUGGAUAUGGAAGCGAGUGCGGAUUUGUUGUAUAAAGAAUUGGCAGCAACACAGCAAAGACAGGGCUCAUUCGCUUUAGACUUGGAACCAGCGAUAUCUGGCUCGGAGAGUGGUGAUGAUGAUUUUGAGAGUAAUUCGUCGUCAUCUUCAUUGCUGUGCAGUCACAAUUCGGCCACAUGUCCUUGUUUGUUGGCGCAAAGACAAAGUGUUGCGAACGAGACGGAGUCGGAUGAAUGCACAGGCAGCUUGAGCAGUGGCGGCGAUGCGGAGCACUCGACGAAUGAGACUUUCGCAACACAUGUAGAUAAUCAAAUAAAAACGAACAAUGCGCUUAGCAUAGGUGCCAAAACGGCAACUAAUCACACGAUAAUUAACACCAACAAAAGUAUCGAACAGGCUAUCGAUAACAGCCAUAGCGGAAGCAGCCGUCAAAAUGUCAACACAGAAAAUACAAUGCAAAUCGUGUGAAUUCUGCUUGUGUAAAACGCACGCGUGUUAAAUAUGUAAUUGAUAAUAACACAUAAACUACAACAUUACGGUUGAGUGUUUAUGUUUAUUAUUAUUUUCUAGUGUAUGUACCUUCGAUAUAUUCAUUAUGUGCUCCAUUAUUGUAUAAAGUAGGCUUAUAAGGCGCAUUAAGGCUCUUUCAUUCUUAUGUGAAAUAUUGCUUUUCCCACACAGCAUGCCUCAUAAUUUUUAUUAGAAUGUGAGUAUUUAUAAAAAAAAAACAGCGAAUUUUCGUGCAUGCAAUAUGCAGUAGCAGUGAAUCUUGCAAAUUUAAAACUGUUUAUCAGCUGUGAUAACAAAAAAAGGAAAUGCUUGCAUAUGCGUGUAUACAUAGAAAAAAUGUGUUAAGUACAGAAGAAGAAGCAAAGAAGAGCAUAAAACCUGUGUAUGCAUACAAAUGUAUGCAUUAAGCAAACUGCUAAGCGCAUUGAAUGUACUCGUAUUCGCACAUACAUACGUUAUAAAAUAAAAAAUUAAAAAAAUUACACAUUUACAUAUAGUUAUUAAGUAAUACCACCUCCAUGAGGUGCACGUAAACCAAAACUAUUUCAUUAAGUUUAUAUACGAUUUAUAUGUAGUACAUAUUUACACAUUUUUAUACUCAAUAUUCAUGCCUUCUAUGGAAUUUUAAUUGUAUUGUAUGCUGAAAACAUAUAAAUAAAAGUUCAAAAAUGAAAAAUGCGUGUUGAGCUGUAUAGUGCUAUUAGAAUUUAAUGCAAACACACUUUUUAAUUAAAGAAAAAAAAACGAAUUUUACAUUAAAUGAAGUUCAAUUUAUGUGUACAAAACGUAAAUAUGUAAUUGAAUGAAACGAAAUUAAACAUUAUUAUUAACUUAUAAGAAAGCAUAUUCGCGCUGUGAUUUGUAGUAGAAUGUAGAAAUAAUAUUAGACACAUUGUUCUUUCUUUUUUCUAUUUCAUUUUACAAGUGUGAAUUUACAUACAUAGUUUUUCUUAUACAUUUUUUUAUUAUUAUUUAUCCAAAAAUAUUAUUAAUUUCUGCACUGCAUGCAUAUGUACAUAUGUGUGUGUGUUUUAAAGUGUUUUCAUAUUUUAAGGUUGUGGUUUUAUUGGGGUUACAUACAAACAAUGUAAUUUACAGAGAACAAAAACUUUACAAUUAUCUAAUGAAAACAUAUUUUUAACAGUGUAUUUUUUAUACUCAAAUGCUUUAAAAUAAGGCAUUGGCAUUUUAGAUUUUAAAGAUCCCCUCUUAAGCAUUUUUACAAAUAUAUGUAGUUAUUGUACAUAUUGUAUACGUGUAUAUUGUACAAUACAAUUUAUGAGGGUAAAAAUAGAGAUUAUUAUAUAUCAUAAAUAUACACAUAAAUACAUAUAUACAAAUAUGGUUGGUAAAAUGUAAAUUAUAAAUAAAUAUUUUGAAAUGAAUAUGUA
Ceratitis capitata (Mediterranean fruit fly) is the source of this 4271-nucleotide messenger RNA. RefSeq names its product scavenger receptor class B member 1. Gene Ontology annotation, molecular function: scavenger receptor activity. The coding region runs from base 523 to 2838 and encodes 771 amino acids. Lineage: Eukaryota; Metazoa; Arthropoda; Insecta; Diptera; Tephritidae. Gene Ontology annotation, cellular component: membrane; cytoplasm. The transcript has 11 exons. The record is from RefSeq and is a predicted model, not a curated record.